Messenger RNA from Psylliodes chrysocephalus, 1488 nucleotides. The record is from the annotation of a GenBank genome assembly. Lineage: Eukaryota; Metazoa; Arthropoda; Insecta; Coleoptera; Chrysomelidae.
AUGUCGUGUAACGGGGAUGUAGCUGAACGUGUGAAAAGAGAAGAAAACAAAGUAUCAAGUUUAGUGAAAAAGUUUAAACAAAUAAAAGAUGUAAUAACAGUGGAACCAUUAAUCGGACUAUACCAAUUUGCGAUUUUUAUAUCAAGACCAGCAUUAGAAAAUUUAGAACUGGAAAAAGCAUGUAGGGUGAAUUUAAACUACAACGAUACCGUUUGUGAUUCCAUACUUUCAGGACAUCAUAAAAACUAUUCAAUUGAAAAUAAUAACAUACAAAUAAUAAUAAGUAAAAUGCAUUCAUGGCAACAACCAAUAACGAGUUUUUUUCCACUAUUACUAAUUCUGUUCUUAGGAUCAUACAGUGACAGACACAAGUGGAGAAAACCUUUUUUUAUUAUUCCUCUUAUUGGUGAUAUUUUAGGAUACUUAGGAAAUAUUUUGUCAGUCACUUACAUGCGUACUUGGCCUCUUGAAGUACAGGGAGUUUUUCAAAAAAUAGUCCCGUCAAUUUUCGGCACCCAACCAAUGGUUGUUAUGUCUACGACUGCAUACAUUGCUGAUGUUAGCACUAAAGAAGAUAGAACUUUAAGAAUAGGUCUAGCAACUUUGGUUAUCAACUUAACAAUUCCUGUGGCACAGGCAAUUUCUGGGAUAUUAUUUAAUAAAAUUGGAUAUUAUGGUGUUUUAAGUAUUUCGUCUAUCAUAUUGGCGAUCGCGUUUGUGUAUGGUGUAUUUUGUGUGAAGGAAACGUCUUGUUUUAAAGAAAAAAAGAAGACUUGUGUUAUUUCUGAUGUGUUCAAUCCUAGUGACGCGUUAAGUACGUUGGGAAUUGUGUUUAAGAAAACUCCGAAUUUGACUAGGCUACAUUUGCUACUGACUAUGGCUAUUUUGCAGAGAUGUGCUUCAGAUGGUGAGGAUAACAUGACGUUUCUUUAUGUGCAGAAUAUAUUUCAGUGGACACCAGUAGAUUACAGCUAUUUCCGUACAGCACAGAGUAUCACAACUCUUCUUGGUAAUGUUUUAGGGCUGUGGAUACUAGUCAAAAUUUUAAAAAUUAAUGAUCUCAUAAUACUCUUUAUAACGGUAUACACCAGAUUAUUUGCACAAGUUAUUUUUGGCUUAGCAGCUACGUCCAUGGUUUUUUAUGCAGGAAUUCUUCUAGUAGUAGUGACGAGGCUCAAUAGGAUAGCUAAACGUUCAUACAUAACGAAAAUUGUUUCGGAAAAUGAUAUUGGAAAAACCAUUUCAAUGCUGGGGAUAGUUGAAGCCAUAGCUCCCGUGGUAGCGGUACCUGUCUACAACUUAAUAUAUCAACAUACUUUGGAAAGUUUUCCCGCAAUGAUAUUUUUCUUCAGCGUUUUGAUCUACACCAUUUGCUCUUUCAUUAUAGCGUUUAUGUACUGGAACGAUAGGAGAAUACAGAAGAAAGAGGACAAUCUUGAUAAGGCAGGUCAAAAUAUUUCCACAAUUGUUGAAUCAACACAUAUUUGA